UUUCAGGUUCAUGUUCCAAGAACCUGCAACCUGUGCGCUUCUAACCCAAACUCAUCUUUUAUUUCUCCAACCGGGAUCAUGCAGGUCUUCUCUUAUCUACAGUUUCCUGUUCCCUUUUUCAUAUCUGGAGUAGUGGAGUACAAGUUGAUUUGCUGACGCUUUAUUCUAAUCUGGCUACGUGGCGGUGCUAUUCCUUAGGUGGCUUCUGGUGUUGGUAAUGCGAAUCAUACGGCUUAGGUUCCUGCUCUGCCCAUGUGCUGGAAUCUAUUAUUCUAUGGAAGCAACAAUUGUUAGAGCUGUUCACAUCUGACUAUGCAACCCCAAACGAAUUAGUCCUUUUGCAGUUGCUUGCUCCACCAAGGCGCAUUUCUUUUCUCCAUUUUUCGUCUAUAUUAUACAUCUCAUGGGGUCAAACACUUAUUUGGUGCCGGGUGAUUCUCCUCCGCACUGUUGUGAUUUAGAUUAAUUUCUUGGAUAGUCUUGCGGAAGCUCCCGUGUCCUUGUCCUUUUCAUGUUGUCGGCAAGGUCUAAUUCUGCCGUCAACAUGUCUUGGUUGCACCAUGGAACCAGAUUCUUUUCAAGUCUGACCUUCAUAAGGAGAUCACAUCGUUAUUACUCUGGAUAGAGAUGCUAGUUCAUUGGUCAUGAUAUUUACAGGGAAAUUACUUUAGCUGGCUGCUGUUGGUAUACCAUAAGGCUUUAUUUCCUGCUCUGCUCUUCUGGCCAUGUGCAUGAAACUAUUCCUGCUGUAGUCAUGUGUCCCAUGAGGAUUAUUCUGUAGAGUGACAAUUAUUACAGCUUUUCAUAUCUGACUAUGCAAAUUUAAGCGGAUUAGUUCUUGGCAGCUGCUUGCUUCAGGAAGGUGCAGUUCUCCUAUUUUUUCUGUAGAGCCUGUGGUCUUGUUUUUCCCUGCACGAGGUCAAAUUUGUUUGAUAGUGCCUAACUUCCUCCAGUAGUUCAUACUAGUUAGAUUUACCAUUUUUAUUCGACAUUCCCGCAAAAACUCUGGUGUCCUUAUCACUUUAAUGUUGUCUGCAGGGACUAGCUCCACCAAUAAGAACUCGCAGUUCCACCAUGUUCCGUGGAGCCAGAUCCUUUUAAAUUGAUUAAGUUUGACAUUCAGAAAGGGACAGCAUUUUUGUCUUGAAGCGGGUGUUGGUUCCUGGCCACGAUGGUUGCAGGGAAAAGAGCAUAGGUAACAUUGGGCAUGGAGUUCUUCACAGAAUAUGGGGAGGCAAGCCAGUAUCAGAUCGAAGAGAUCAUUGGCAGGGGAAGCUUCGGAGUAGUUGCUGCUGCAGUAGAUACCCAAACUGGGGAGCGGGUUGCGAUCAAGAAGAUACAUGAUAUGUUUGAGCAUGCCUCAGAUGGCACCCGCAUUCUUUGGGAAAUCAAGCUUCUUCGGCUUCUCCGCCACCCAAACAUAGUUGAGAUCAAACACAUCCUGCUCCCCCCUGCCCGAAGGGAGUUUAGAGAUAUUUAUGUUGUUUUUGAGCUCAUGGAGUCGGACCUACAAAAAGUGAUGCAAGUAAAUGAAAACCUCACUGCAGGGCAUCACCGGUAUUUCUUGUAUCAACUUCUUCAUGCCCUCAAGUACAUCCAUGCAGCUAAUGUAUUUCAUCGUGACUUAAAACCGAGCAACAUACUUGUCAAUUCGAACUGCAAACUAAAGAUCUGUGACUUUGGGCUUGCACGAGCAUCGCGUGAUGAUCCUCCCUUGGCUAUAUUUUGGACUGACUAUGUGGCUACAAGGUGGUACCGUGCUCCUGAAUUAUGUGGCUCAUUUUUCUCCAAAUACACCCCUGCAAUUGAUAUUUGGAGCAUAGGGUGCAUAUUUGCUGAAGUUCUCACUCGAAAACCAUUAUUUCCUGGGACGAAUGUCAAGCACCAACUAGAUCUGAUAACAGAUGUCCUUGGAACUCCAUCACAUGAAACCCUGUCCCAGAUUCGUAAUGAGAAGGCCAGGAGAUAUUUGACUGGCAUGAAGAGGAAACAUCCUAUCCCCUUUCCUAGUAUGUUUUGUAACGCUGAUCCUCAGGCUGUCCGUCUCCUAGAACGCUUACUCGCAUUUGAUCCUAAAGAUCGACCUACUGCUGAAGAGGCUUUAGCUGAUCCAUAUUUUGAAGGAUUUCCUAACUUGGAACAUGAGCCUUCACCACACCCCUUUUCAAAACUUGAGUUCGAAUUUGAGAGAUGGAAGCUAACAAAGGAUGGUAUAAGAGAUCUGAUAUACCGAGAGAUUUUGGAGUACCACCCACAGAUGCUUCAGGAUUAUAUCAGAGCUGGAGGACAGACUAGUUUCGUCUAUCCAAGUGGGGUUGAUGAUAUGAGACUGCAGUUUGUACAUCUUGAGGAGAACCACCUCAGAGGAGAAAGAGGUACUCCACUGCGGAGGCGACAUGCAUCUUUACCAAGGGAAAGAGUCUGUGCACCAAAGGGCAGUGAUAAUCAAGACUGUAACAAUGAGAGGAGGAGGACAGCAUCUUCUGCUGCCCAAACUACCAUAAGAUCACAACAAGAGGGGCUGACACAUGCAUAUGUUUAUCAAAAUGGCACAAGCAUUCCGAACUUCUGCUCAGGGUAUUACUUGCAGAAUGGUAGUACCAGUGCUUCCAGUUGUGUCAUCGAUGACCAUGAAGGCCUGAAGGAGAACGGCGUCUCUGAGGAGGAGAAGGUGGCCUAUGAACUGUCACAAUGUUUUGCCAGGAUUUAGCCAAGAUGCACUCCUAAGCAACCAUGAUCCCGACGCAGCUCCAAAUUUCAGCAGUGGUUCCACCAUGUAGUCUUAUGGGUGGAGGUGCUGCGAAUUUCACAGCAACCAUUUACAUUAUCUGAAAACAUGUAAUAAAUCUGAGUUGAAAAAUGUUGUGUUGAUCUGCAUCGGUAUACAUCCAGUGUAAAUUGUGUGGGCACCGUACUGUAAGAGUCUAGAAUCGAAGAACAUCGUGUGUGUGUGUGUGUGUGUGUGUGUGUGUGUGUGUGUGUGCGUGACAGAAAUAGCAGACAUUCAGUUUGUGAAUUGGUCAACUGCUGGUGGGUUCAGUGGGAGCAGGUGAAUGAAUCUGUUGCACGCAGGGCAAGCUCCCUGGCAGUGACGGACCAACAAGGGGCCCAUGCUGAAUCCAGUUAA
Molecule: messenger RNA, 3127 nt
Organism: Triticum aestivum (bread wheat)
Lineage: Eukaryota; Viridiplantae; Streptophyta; Magnoliopsida; Poales; Poaceae
Product: mitogen-activated protein kinase 13
Exons: 11
Coding region: 1208-2710 (500 amino acids)
Biological process (GO): protein phosphorylation
Molecular function (GO): ATP binding; protein kinase activity
Source: RefSeq, a predicted model, not a curated record